AUGGAGCGGGAGUGCCGGCUCCGCGCUCCCUUCGCCGGGAAGGCUCCGCGUAAGAAGCGCCGCUCGUCCCCUCUACCGGAGGCGGCCGCUCUCCCGGGCAGCCGGGCCGGCGGCUCCCAGAUGUGCCGGCGGCGCCUGUUCGGGAGCGCAGGGCCUCGCGGGCCCGAGCCCGCCUGUAAGCGCCUGUCCCGGGCGGGGUUCGGCGUGCAGGAGGCGGGGCCCGCACCGGCGGGAAAAGGCCUGAAGAAAAAGUUCAGUGGGAAAAACUUACCAAAGAUUAAAGAAAGUGUUGAAUAUACUGAAGAGAGCUCUUCAUGCAACCAAAGCAGUCAAGUGACUGGCAGUGAAACAAUAGACUUCAACAUAAAAGAAGAGGAGCCAGAAGAAAGCAGUGUACCACUGAAGGAUUCCAAACUAAUCAACUUUGACAAUAAAGGAAGUCUGAAAAAUGCUGAAGUGACUUCAAGUACAGAAAUUACUCUUCCCACAGGUGUUUCCACCUUCCUCAUAGAGUGUUUAGAUGAAGAUUCAGCUGCAGAUUAUAGCACUACUAGCAACAGUCUGCAAACUUACUCAUCCCCUGAAACAUUCAGAGAUGAUGAUUUGGAAAAAUGCAAUUUUUACUCUGUGGACAUUGGCAAGUACAAGAACUCUACUCUCCUGGACUCCAGCAAAGCAGUGACCAUUGAUAAGAUACCACAGAUGUCAAAUCUUUCAGCAAUAUUAGAACCUGUACCAGAGGAUUUUCCAAACCAACACACAAAAAGAAAGAGACCAUCAAGUUGCCAUAGCAGUUCUUCAGCAUUAAGCGUGUCAGCUACACUUGCAGGAAAAAAACUCCGUAAAAUAACAGCUGCAAGAGAGAGAACUCCAGAUCUAAAAAGUGGUUUGCGCUGUUCUUCACCAAUAGGACCGGAAAGCAAGUAUGGUACUCGAACAGCUAAAGCCAAAAGGCUGAAGAAAAAAGAAAGCAGUUUCAAUCCCUUUGAAGAAGGUUCAUCAUCAUUUAGGCAGCUUGAUGCCCCAGAAAACACGUCAGCCCGAUCAAAGGGGCUGACAGCAGAAGUUCUGCCAACCAAACCCACAGAUGCUGUGGUGCAAAUGACUUCCACCAUGCUAAUCAUGGAGGAAAAUAAAGUCCUAAAAAAUCCUGGUAAUGCUCAGCCUCUAGAGCUAGAUCUUAGCCUGUCGCCGGUGUGUAAAGCCUCAUCUGGGGAAGACCUGUUCCUGAAUACCACAGGUCCUUUUGUUAACUCAGAAGAAAUUGUUCCUGCAUCUCUGAGCUCAGAAAAAGAAAUGACUCCUCCAAGUCCAGAAGAAAAGAAUAUUUUAAAGCCUCAGUGUGACAGAAUGGAGAUCUGCUCCAUCGUGAGAUUCUCACCAGAGCCGAGGCCUUCCCGGCUGCACCGAGUUCCAGUUAACUCCAAAAAGUGUUACCUUCCCAAAGGAUUGCCUGAAGAUUCUAUAACGAGUACCAAAAAUUGGAUCUGCUAUAAACGGAGAUGAGCUUUUUGGCUCUGAACAGGAGUUAACAGAGGAAAUUACUGUCUUGCUGCUGUGGUGGUAAAACAGACCUCCUAACUAGCAAAUAAUGGUUGUAUGUUGUUUGAUGUUUAGUAUUACGUGUUUCAGUAAGCUGGUAAAUACUCAAAUACUUUAUAUUAAAUGAUUUUGUACCGCAGCUAGAUCCUGUUCUGGGCAUUAUUCUGCAAGGAUUCCAUAAAGAUGAUUCUUCAGUUUGUUUAGAUUUUUAAAAAGUUUGACUGAAGAACAGCAGACCAAAUGCCUUUAAUAGAAUUACUUUUGGCUCUCUCUCUGCCAAAAUUUCUAGUUUUCUCUACCAGCAUUAGUAUCUAAAGAUGAGACCUCUGUUUAAGUGUUAACAUUGACUGUGAAGGUAACUGCAUACCUGGGAGUGGCCAUGAGAGCAUUCAUGUACUCUUGGAGACCCAGAAGUCAAUAGUAUGCCACCUUUAAACUCCUUCAAUGCUUAGGUCUGCAGAACUUUGGAGGUACAGGACUGUGAGUUCUGCUGUAAUUUGAUUUCUGAACAUGACUACAGGUCAUUUUCACCUCAUCUCUUAGAAUUGGCUCUUAAUGAUCAGCACUGUUACCAUUCUGGGCAUAUCCACUGCCCAGCCACUGCCAUCUCAGAGUUUUUCCUGCUUCAUCUCAGGUAUUUUGUAAUAUCACAUUGCUGUCAUUGUUCCUUCUAGUGGCUUCAGACUUAAAGUAAAUGCCUUACAUGAACACAAUGGUGGGAAAAACCCUUUUAUAGCUGAACUGUUUGAAAAGAUGGAUAUUGACGUUCUGGAUUUUCAGGUUACUGCUCACACUAUGUCCACAUAAUUCAAAUUCCCAGUGCUUCCAGUUCAGGUUGUGGAUUGUUAAUUCAUAAAUGUUGUUCUUAAUGUGCUGAAUGUCUCAGAAAACACUGUCAAGAACAAUUUUUUUCUGCUUGAAUUCAUUGCACAUUAAAGUAAUUUGGAGCCCUGCAGUGUUCUCAUUACAAUAUCCUUUACUCAGACUUUCUCUGGACAAAAAGGAAGUUUUUCAAUGUUACAAAAUGCUAGUAUGGCUUUCAAAAGUCUGAGUUUAUUUCUCAGUGUUAUCACCCUGGAAAAUAGUUCUGUAUUUCCUAAAAGAGCAUUAAAAGAAGACGUACAAAAUCCACAACUGUAGUUUGACUGCGUUUGAAAAUACCUGUAAAAGUUCAAACCCUGAUCUUUUCCCCAUUGCUCUGGGGUAGAAGGAAGUGCAAAUAAUUGCUGCUGGAUUAGUCUGUGAACAGGUAUUAUAUAAACAUUCUGAAUGGCUCAAGGUUAAAAAUUAUGCCAUUAAACUUUUUCUUUAAAGCAUUAAUAGAACGAGUUCUGCCAAUAACUCCGUGGAGUCCUGUCGGGUAUGCUUUUAAUUAUCAAUAUCCUUGUUCUUGCAAAUACUAAAUCACUAGUAAUUAUGCAGGAAUCUAGAGCCCCUAGGAGACAGAGGUGAGCUCCUUGAUGUAGCUUUAAGCAAAAAUGAAAGUUACAUAUUUAGUAAGUUUACUUGAAUAAUCAUCAUAAUGCUUAUAAUGAUUAUUCAAGUAAAGGAUGGUCCACAAUAAAGAUGUUUAUUGUAAGGAUAUUCUGGAAGUCAUAGGAAAAAACACUUAUUUUGCCCCAGGCCAUUUGGUAGUGUUACCCAAAGAGACUAAUACUGACAAACUAAUUGGAAAGUACAAGAGAGGAAAACAUGGUCUGGAAGUGUGGAAUUGGCUGUAGCAGCCUGAAUAUUGCUGGGGUUUCUUUGUUUUUCUUGAUGUGAUGAGGCUGUAUAGGAGGACAGAAAUAUCAUGAACCACAAUCUCUUGUCCUUCCCUUCAGUUAUGAAAGCACUGCUUCUUAUCAUCUUUUGUCUGACUCUUAGAGAAAGUGUAAUUAAUUACCAGGCUAGCUCUUUGCCCCAGGGAAGGAAAUUCAUUUUGAGGCUGCAACAAUCCCUACUCUUGUUCUGCUGUUCUCAAAGGAAAGGCAUUUUCUCAUAGUUUGGUUUUCAGCUGAAAAAUUACUACAUAAAAUUUCAUUCAGAGUGGAAACUGGCUCUUCCAUAUUGGUAGAUAAAGGUUAAGGGUCAUGGCCAGUUAAUGGGUAGGACUGAGGAGGUUAUUUGUGCAGUGAUUCAGGAGAAGAAUCUGUUCAGUGUCACCAGGGCUGCUCUGUCACAUCCCAGACAUGAUGAAGUCUUAAUGGCUUGAAUGGAAUUGCUUGCAGCGAGUCAGUCCAUGCAAGAACUCUGAUAAUCCUUUAUCAGCAGGAAUUGUGCAUGGCAGAUGCAUGUUGAGUAAAUGUAUUGUACAUAAAUCUGUAAGAGGUUUUUCAUUAACACUGUUCAGUUAUUCCUGUUAUCUGAAGUGCACUUUUAGGAGACUUUGACUCCAAGUACUCAGAGAUGGUGGGAGAUGUGUCUUGUACAGGAGCACUACAAGGGUACAUGUGCAGGUCAGCGGAGGGCAAAGCCCUACAUGAAAAUGGUUCUGGUUUGGUUCAUAAUCUUCAGACACAGAAGAGAUGUCUGGGGCCCAGAUCAAAAUAUGCUGAAUGUAUGCAUGAGUUCACUUACAUUUAAAGGGACUUCAUCAGCUUGAAUUGCAAUGCACUUGAACUUAGCUAAUUCUUCAUUGCUCUAAGUUGUGAAACUACUGAAAGCUGAGUUACAUACCCUGGCCAAAAUUUAUCGUUUUGUUCCCUGAGGAGGUUUUAUCUUUGCGACUGUACUUUUGUGCUCCUCUUGAAGCCAGGAGGCUUCCACAUGCUGAAAGGAUGUAAAGAUUGGUCAUGUGUAAAUGUGUGGCAGACAUGUGUGCCUUCCAUACAGAACAAGGGGGAAAAGAUGCAGCUAAACAUUAAUUCCUGUUUUGUGUUAGAAUUGUCUACAACUUCUGGUAGAUGGAAAACGAAAUUCCUACAGAUAGAUGAUUGUGAAGAAUCAUUCUGUAGAUAUGUCACACAUGUGCUAAAUUAUGCAUUAAAAAUAAUAAUGCUUAAAUUAAUCUUACAUCAUACAUUGUUUUAGUUUAAUGUAGUUUAAUUCCAUUUUCCAGGGAAAGCAGAUGAGUCAUUCAGUUUUGUCAGUCCUUAAUUAAACUUCCUAGCAGGGUUGUAUCUGAACAGUGAGACAUUGAAGG
Molecule: messenger RNA, 4666 nt
Organism: Melospiza melodia melodia
Lineage: Eukaryota; Metazoa; Chordata; Aves; Passeriformes; Passerellidae
Gene: MEIKIN
Product: meiotic kinetochore factor
Exons: 14
Coding region: 1-1506 (501 amino acids)
Biological process (GO): meiotic sister chromatid cohesion, centromeric; male meiosis chromosome segregation; female meiosis chromosome segregation
Cellular component (GO): kinetochore
Source: RefSeq, a predicted model, not a curated record